UUGUCCUUUAACUAAUAAAACCAUAGGGGCAUAAAUCCAGUGCUAAAUGACGUGAUACAGCGAAAAUCCCUUCUCAUUUAAUGAAGCAUAAAAAAAAAAAAUCAUUAUGAAAGUCACACUUAUUGGUUCAUUCAAAUUUCCAAGCUACAUCUUGAGUUUAUAUUAAAUGCAAUAGAAAAAUUUAACUGAAUUAUACAGCAUGAGGAUAUCAGAAAAUGCAUGGCCACUCUGCAAUGUCAUUGAAUAAAUAUUGGAAUAUAUAUCAAAGUCUCAAAGCACAAGACUAAACCUGUAAACAAUGGCUACCCUUUUUUCAACACAUUCUUCUUUGCAUAACAUACUCAUGACAGUCACCAUGAUCAUCCUUCUAUCUUUUUCUAUGCCUUCUGCUUCUGCUUUUGCCAUAGCAGAGACGAACCAACGACCCUUUAAGAAGAUCUAUGCCUUUGGCGACUCUUUCACUGACACAGGUAACACGGACUCCCUUAGUGGUCCCAAUGGCUUUGUUCAUGUUUCCAACCCUCCCUAUGGCACCACCUUCUUUCAUCACCCCACCAACCGUUACUCCGAUGGACGGUUAGUCAUUGAUUUUGUGGCUCAAUCAUUGUUUUUGCCUUUCUUGCCACCUUACCGUAAGAGCAAAGGCAACACUACUUAUGGGGUGAACUUUGCUGUAGCAGGCUCAACAGCAAUAAAUCAUGCUUUCUUUGUUAAGAACAACCUUUCUCUUGAUAUCACCCUUGAAUCAAUCCAAACUCAAAUGAUUUGGUUUGACGAGUACUUGGAGAGUCAAGGUUGUAAAGGGCCUGAAUCAAGGCCUGAGUGCAAAGCAUCAUUUGAUGAUGCUUUAUUUUGGGUUGGUGAAAUUGGUCUCAAUGACUAUGCCUAUACUCUUGGAUCAACUGUAUCGGAUGACACUAUUCGGAAACUUGCUAUAUAUAGUUUCACUGAGUUUUUGCAGUCAUUGCUGAAGAAGGGUGCAAAAUAUGUUGUUGUCCAAUCUCUGCCUACGACAGGAUGCUUACCAUUGCCCAUGACACUGGCUUCUUCGGAGGACAGAGAUGGUAUUGGGUGUGUGAAGAGCGUGAACAACCAAAGCUACGCCCACAAUCUUGUGCUCCAAACUAAGUUGUCGGAUCUCAGGAAGCGGUUUCCCCAAGCCGUCAUUGUUUAUGCUGAUUAUUGGAAUGCUCAUCGAACGGUCAUGAAGAAUCCAGAGAAAUAUGGAUUCAAAGAGAGCUUCAAGGCAUGUUGUGGAACAGGUGAUCCUUACAACUUUGAUGUGUUUAAUACAUGCGGCAGUCCUUCUGUCACUGCCUGCUUAAAUCCUUCUCAAUACAUCAACUGGGAUGGAGUGCACCUCACUGAAGCUAUGUAUAAGGUGGUUGCUGACAUGUUUCUGGAUGGUAAUCUCAGUAAUCCUCCAUUCAAAUCCGUGCUGCAAAGAAAACAGCAGAAGCCAUGAGGGCACCAAACUCUUUUGUCUUUGGAAUUGCCUGAUACUACUUCUUGUUGAUUAUACAUUUACACUUCACUUGUGACUUGUGAGAUUAAUUCUCAGCCAGAAGCAUUUUCUUGAGAUCUCUUUUAACAUUUGCGAUACUAGAAACUUUGUCUGAUAUUUAUUUAUCAAUGCAUAUCUGGGGAUUACAAUAUGAUCUCUGUUGGAUUAUAACUAGGAAACUUAAGUUUGUAUCAGAAGUGGAGAAUCAAAAGAAAAUUGAGGAUUGACAUAAAAUGUAGGAAAUCGGAUACCUUUAACAUUGGAAG
Molecule: messenger RNA, 1770 nt
Organism: Durio zibethinus
Lineage: Eukaryota; Viridiplantae; Streptophyta; Magnoliopsida; Malvales; Malvaceae
Product: GDSL esterase/lipase At3g48460
Molecular function (GO): hydrolase activity, acting on ester bonds
Source: RefSeq, a predicted model, not a curated record